CGGGUGUGGCUGUGGCGUGGUUCGAGAUGCGAGCCGUUGGCGAUGAGCCGUACGAAUCCUGUGGCAGGAUUGAGAUAUGCGGGAACGAACAGUUCCACGUUGGGAGGGAUACAGAGCUUUGCCGGUACUCCUGGGCGGACGACCUCACCAUCUCUAGGAAGCAUCUGCGGAUCCAUUGUAUCUUGUACGAACAGGACCCCGUUGCCAACAUUGCGCCUUUCGUAUACGCAACUGAUUUAUCGGCUAACGGCACGUACUUGAGAAAGAGGAGCACUAAAUGUACGGCAUCGCAAGGCCCUGGUAUUCUCAUGGGCCCGAACUGCACUUUCCUUCUGGAUGACGGCGAUGAGCUGCGCAUAUCAGACACCGUGACGUUGAUCUACCGCCCGAUCAAGCCGGUGGAUGAGGUCAAGCUGACUCCAAUUCAAGAACGCGAGCAGAGCGUCUUUGCCUCACGUUAUCUUGUUACGGGUCGUCUACUCGGCGAGGGUGGGUAUGGAAAGGUGCUUGUUGGUAUCCACCAAGAGACCCAACGGCAACUCGCAUGUAAGAUCAUCAAGCUCGGUCACAUGUACGAAAAGCUUGUAGUCCCCAAUUUGCGGCUGCCCACUGGAGGACGAUCCUCUGGCACAAACACAAGCGGCACUAGAAAGCGAUGGCCAACUAAAGUUGCCAAUUGUUUCCGAGAGUUCGACAUUCUCAAAGACGUGAGCCAUCCGAACAUUGUCGCACUCCAAAAGGUCUUUUGGAGCCACGACACAAUUUACAUAUUCCAGGAACUUGUCACAGGCGGCGACCUCUUCUCGUUCCUCGAGUACAAGGGCGGCCGACUUGACAACGUUCAGGCUGCAGUCAUUAUUCGGCAGAUUCUGAAGGGGGUCAAGUACCUACACGAUCAAGAAAUCGUGCAUAGGGACCUCAAGCCUGACAACAUUUUGAUGACCUCACUGGAAGAUGGCGCCCGUGUUGUGAUCACGGACUUUGGCAAUGCUAGGUUUCUACCUGAAAAAAAAAGCGAGAGUGAUUUGGUAUCGAACAGAUAUCAACGUAUGUUCUCUUAUGUUGGUACCUUAGAGUUUGCAGCCCCAGAAAUACACAGAGCGAACCGAGCUAUUCCCGCCGAGGACGGGUAUUCUAAGAGCGUUGACAUGUGGUCUAUUGGCUCCAUAACGGCUACGAUACUCACUGGAGAUGCCAUCUUCACCGACCGCACUCAUCCAAACUACUACGAUGAUCCCCGUGCAGUUAUCAUCAGCCUUGCAGCAAUUUGCGAUCUGAGCGUGCUCGAUGACGAUCAUCAUCCGCUAUGGAGUACGGUCAGUGAUCGCCCGAAAAGUUUCAUCAAAAGUUUGCUGGUACUUGAAGAAGGGGCACGACUUACAGCAUCUGAAGCUUUGGCACACAGCUGGUUCUCGUGUUACGCGGGAGAUUUCGAGGAUCUGUAUUCACGUUCAAUCGAGGACUGGGAACCGCGUCAAAACAAUGUGCAACUCGUGGAACGCAUCUCCAAGUUGGCACCAAAUCUUGCCCUAGUGGGGAAUACACAGAGUCAAGAGGUUACAUCACGUUUCUUCGCUCCGCGCCAACCGGGCCAGACGGACGACAUGCUGCAAAAGCUAUCAACCUCCCAACGCUGGCGUGCGAAUACCCCGCUGCCAUCGAUUAGAGAAGACUAUGAAACGGCCCAAUUUGCAAGUCAAGUCCAGCCACCGUCAUCCGAAAGCAAUUUUGGAAAUAACGCGAGUCAACGGGAUACGAACACGUACAGUGUAUACGACAAGAAAUUGUGCGGUGAAAGCAAAUCAAAUAACAGCAAGUCUCAACUCUUCGAUGCAGAUGGCUCACAGAAGCGCGCAAUUUCGACCGGUCACUCCUUGAAUCAGCGCUCGUCCAACAAUGCAGCUGUACUGGGUACGUAUCACAGGAACGAAGUCGCCGAAGACGAAGACUCCUAUGGAUCUGGUGAGAGCUUGAAUAGAGCCAUGCAUGAUUAUUCGCAACAAGGGUAUUGUAUUACGCCACAACCGCAGAUUGCUCACCAAGGGCAGGAGUCAAUUCUAGUAGGCGAGACACCCCAGGCCAAAGAGGAGUCACAGAGAAGCAGCAACACUAGUCAACAACCUGACGAGAGUUAUCAGCAAACCCAGUUUCCUGACGAAUACGGUCAACAACAGGCUCCAGCCGUGGAACAGGACUCCGUCGUGGUGAGCGAGACCCCCCUUGACGUUUGCCGACAAUAUACUUGCUCUUCGCACAAUAGCCUUCCGAGCUACGAAAAUUGGUUUAAUCAUAACUGGCAAGCUAACGGGGCUGAUGUGGAGAUUGAUGCAGAAGACUGUUCAAAGCGUAGACGGCUUUCGCAUUAUCGCCACUAAUAUACACAGCUUGAUCUUCGACUAAUCCGCAGCCCAACUAUUCACGAUUUUCAGAACGGGAUGAUGUAGUGGGUACUGUCAUUUCCUCGUUUCAUACGUUACUCACGGUUUCACAUUUCGCCGAGAUACAUUAUAUGUCAUAUAACCCAUUUAUCCCUUCUAUCUAUCGCCCUCAUUGUCAAGUGUCUGAAAAGUCUAUAUGAACGCGUAUUAUCAGCUGCACUCCUAUUCAUCUUUUUCCUGACUGGCUAAAUUAGCAAUCUGAGACUCCCGUGAGCUAUCGCC
Molecule: messenger RNA, 2660 nt
Organism: Cucurbitaria berberidis CBS 394.84
Lineage: Eukaryota; Fungi; Ascomycota; Dothideomycetes; Pleosporales; Cucurbitariaceae
Product: Pkinase-domain-containing protein
Exons: 3
Coding region: 27-2375 (782 amino acids)
Biological process (GO): protein phosphorylation; meiotic recombination checkpoint signaling
Cellular component (GO): cytoplasm; nucleus
Molecular function (GO): protein binding; ATP binding; protein serine/threonine kinase activity
Source: RefSeq, a predicted model, not a curated record